AUGUCUUCCUCCAUCAAAAUCGAGUCUGUUGUGAAGGAGAAGAACCAGAUGGGAGAGUGCCCAGUCUGGGAGGAAAGGGAGAAUGCACUUGUCUACGUAGACAUCAACUCACAGAAAGUUUGCCGCUGGAGCCCGGUCACCAAUGAGGUGCAGAGCGUGUCUGUGGAUGCCCGUGUCAGCUCAGUGGCUCUGCGGCAGUGUGGGGGCUAUGUCAUCACCCUGGGGACCAGGUUUGCCUUCCUGGACUGGGACACCCAGGCAGUCACCACCAUCCUCGAGCUCGAGCAGGAUAAACCCAACAACAGGUUCAAUGAUGGGAAAGUGGAUCCAAAGGGGAGGUUUUUUGCUGGCACAAUGGCUGAAGAGACGGCGCCAGGAGUCCGAGCGAGGCGGCAAGGAGCUCUCUAUACCCUCUUCCCUGACCACUCAGUAAUAAAACAGCUAGACCAGCUGGACAUCUCCAAUGGUCUGGAUUGGUCCCUGGACCACAGGACCUUCUUCCACAUCGACAGCCUGUCAUACGCAGUCCAUGCCUUCAGCUACGAUGUGCACACUGGAAAGAUUGCCUGCCCCAAGCUUUUGUACCAUCUGGAAAAGGAGGAGCAGAUGCCUGACGGGAUGUGCAUAGACGCAGAAGGGAAGCUCUGGGUGGCCUGUAUUGAUGGCGGCAGAGUCAUUCGCAUCGACCCGGAGACAGGAAAAAGAAUCCAAACUGUGAGGCUGCCUACUCCAAGGAUCACCUCUUGCUGCUUUGGUGGAAAAGACUACUCAGAAAUGUAUGUGACUUCUGCAUAUGAUGGACUGGACGAGGCCACCUUAGCCAAGGAACCUCAUGCGGGAGAGAUUUUCAAGAUAACAGGCCUGGGUGUGAAAGGGAUCCCACAGAAUUUCUAUGCUGCUUGA
Messenger RNA from Camarhynchus parvulus, 903 nucleotides. Its product is annotated as regucalcin-like. The transcript is spliced from 6 exons. Gene Ontology annotation, molecular function: gluconolactonase activity; enzyme regulator activity; calcium ion binding. The coding region runs from base 1 to 903 and encodes 300 amino acids. Lineage: Eukaryota; Metazoa; Chordata; Aves; Passeriformes; Thraupidae. The record is from RefSeq and is a predicted model, not a curated record. Gene Ontology annotation, biological process: L-ascorbic acid biosynthetic process.